Messenger RNA from Emiliania huxleyi CCMP1516, 549 nucleotides. RefSeq lists its product as hypothetical. The record is from RefSeq and is a predicted model, not a curated record. NCBI's taxonomy places the organism in Eukaryota, Haptophyta, Isochrysidales, Noelaerhabdaceae. The transcript has a single exon. The coding region runs from base 11 to 466 and encodes 151 amino acids.
ACCUAAAAACAUGGUGGUUCCAUCCCCAGCGCGAGCGGUUGCGGGGGCGGCCCCCCCUUUUGUCGAAAACUCCGCCGGGGCCAACUCGAGCCUGUUGGGCAUCCCGGGCACGGGGGAGCUAAAAAAAACGCGGGCCGGCAACCUCUGCAUGGCUCGGGCGGUCUUCACGCAGGACCCACCGGGAGCGGACGAGGGCCGCGUGACUGUGAGCAGCCCUUGCUUCGACACGGGCAGCGGUGCGUGGCGGGCGGUCUACACGGGCGACGCGCCAACCUUUGGCUGGGCGCUGGACUACGAGAGAAGCACGGUGCUGUACUCGGCCUCGCGGGUCGAAGCUGCGCGCCCCGGCGGCACCGUCAAGGCGCGCGGCAUCAUUCGGGCAGCCAAACGCAGCGAGCCAAACAAGCUCGCGCCGGUGGGCACAUUUGAGGCGCAGGCCAAGCUCCCGGCCAGCGCCAGCAGAUGAUGAGACGACUCUCGCAACACGGUGUCCGCGUACCCAUUGUAUAGCUAGAUCUAAUAAGAAUACAGAAAACAAUGUACAAUCGC